AUGGCAGCUUGCGACCUUGUCCACUCUGCUUACUUUCGCUGGGUAGUGGCGCUUGCCCUGGCUGCUGUGAUCCUUGGACUGUGCUUCCUCAGCUCGAUCGGGAAUGCGCUUCUCGCAGUUUGGCUUUAUGCCAUGGGCCGUUAUGUCUUGAGCAAGAAUUCGAUUCCUGUCGCUUUACCUUUCAGGAUCGCACUGGCGGCCGUGAUCUUGAUUGGCUUAGUCUUUCUGAUGCUGGCUGGGAGGAUAUCGCUUGAGGGCGGUCAAGGCUGCGAAGUUCGGGACCUUGCCAUGGAGAGCAUGGUUCGCAAGAGCCGACUGCAGCUUGAUUUUCGACUUUGCUUAAAUCCGCUGCUGGCCAUCAUUGCAAUGUAUAUGACCUUAGCUGAGCAUCCGGCUUCCAGCUACAUCCGUGAGUCCAUCCGGUGCAUCUUGUUCAUGUGCUUGGGGCAGGCCUCGCAGACGCUUCAGGUCAGCAUUCAUGCCUGCAAGGGCGGCGACAUGCAGAAUGACUUGCAGGACGCUGCCUUCCGUAGCCUGCAUGAUGCCCUGGGUUCAUAUGCUAUGGCCGCUGGCUUCCUCGGCGACAUUUGGUGCCUCCAGCUGGUAAUGAACCGCCUCCAGACGCUGGAGGAAGCCUUUGGCGAGCCAUUGCCAUGUUCAAGGUUCAUCGUUUGGCUGAUUCGCAUCGGGACCCUUUGGUUUGUGGUGGCUCCCCUGGCUUUCUUUGGCCCUAUGGGAGCGACACGAGAGUUCAUCGUGGUGAGCGUUGGCUUUGGCAUCCUCAACAUCUUGACCAUAGCACAGCUGUUUUGGUGUGCUUACCUCCCGCCACUGCAUGCCUUGAGAGACGCAAGGAAGAUACUGGGAGAAGACACUCAUGACAGCUCGACCCAGUUCGAGAGGGAGGCGACCUUUGCCAUCUGUGUCAUUCGAAAGUCCCAGGUGGCAACUCUUUUUGCGAGCUUGUCCAUGGUGGUCCAUUUGGCCGCGAUCGGCAGCGCCUGGAUGAACAUCCCGGGAGGGUGGGACGUGUACCAGUAUGCAGCCAUGAUUGAUGUUUUUGGAAAUUCUAUUUGUUUGUUGGUUCUGGCGGGAAAUUCGCUGUCUCUACCUCGUCUCUGCCGCAUUCACAGAAGCCUGGGACGAAGCAAGGCAAAGGAACCUGCGGAUACCAAGCAUGAGAACCUGCGGGACUGCACUUGCGGGAAGCAGGUGGGACACAGAACGGCUUCCCGCAGCCGCCCGGUCGACGCAUGUGCUUCCACACGUAGCUGCGACAAGUGCGCCUGGGAGGAGAAGGUCCAUGACUUGGGGAGCCGUCGCAUCUGCUUAUCCCAGCUUUUGGACUUCUACGCUCGUCUGGGGGAGAGAGGGUGCCCGGGCGAGCGGACACUGAUGCCGCAUUUCGACCCUAAUAGGUCGACAACCAACGAUGUCGUGAGACAUGCCAUCAUUCCAGAAUCUCGAUGUGGACAUGUUGGUAAGGCAUUGGCCCAGGUUCUACCCCGACGCCCUCGCAGCAGGUGGCGAUCACCGCGCCCUGUCAUGGUCACGCACCACUGGGCAAAUAGCUUUCGUGAUCUUGUGGCAGCAGUAGUGGCGAAUGGUCUCGGCUUGAAACGAUGGGACAGUAUCGCAGAGCAGCUGUCAUCAUGCAAAGAGCAGGAUUUGAAGGAAAGUUUGUACAGGCUCGGGGCGGCAGAUUGCGAGUAUUGGAUCUGCGCCAUUUGUGUAAACCAGCAUGCAAGCAUCUGCGGCUCCUCCAUGGGUGUCCGGGACACUGUGACUGGAGAGGUGCUUCCGUGGUGCGACUGUUCGACACCCAAGUACUUCAAUGACCAGCCGGUGCAGUGUGAGCUCAACAAGUUUGACAGCAUGAUGGCACACCUGCAUGACAUAUACAAAGGCGGAUUCCUGCAGGUCGUCGCCAUCGACAUUCAAUUUCAGCUCUUCUCUAGGGCAUGGUGCGUGGCCGAAUUAGUCGAGGCUAACUCCCGUCGCAUGGAGCAGCAUGUGAUGCUUCAUUCGCCUGAGACCCUGGAGAGCCACUCCGGAGCUUUGUCCUCGCUUUCGGUGGAGCACUGCUCCGCUUCCCGACCCGAGGACAAGGAGGCGAUCCUCUCGAAGAUCGGGGGGCAGCUGGAGAUCCAGGAAGAUCUGGCCAAUGAUGAGAUCAUCGAGAAGUGCCUUGAGGUGAAAGGAGGAAAGCCUGGCAAGCUGGUCCAGAUCCCGGAGGGCCAGGUCAAGAGUCUUUGCACCUCCGCGAGAGGCGUUUUCCUGGAGCAGAGCCCAUUGCUGGAGCUGGAGGCGCCGCUGAAGAUCUGCGGAGACGUCCACGGCCAAUACCACGACCUCCUUCGCCUGUUCGAGUACGGCGGUUUUCCACCUGAGAGCAACUACCUGUUCCUAGGCGACUACGUGGACCGCGGGAAGCAGAGCCUGGAGACCAUUACCUUGCUUUUUGCCUACAAGGUGAAGUUUCCUGAGAACUUCUUCUUGCUCCGUGGCAACCACGAAUGCGCAUCGAUCACUCGCAUCUACGGGUUCUACGAUGAGUGUAAGCGACGCUACAACAUCAAACUAUGGAAACAGUUCUGCCUCCCAGCUGCACCGGAGUUGAUCUUCAUGUUCGUCUCUUUCCUGUGCCGCGCAGAAGCACCGUCUAAUGCACGGAGUUUUGAGAGCGAUCUGAGAGGGAAGAGUGACUGA
Symbiodinium sp. CCMP2592 is the source of this 2709-nucleotide messenger RNA. The record is from the annotation of a GenBank genome assembly. NCBI's taxonomy places the organism in Eukaryota, Dinophyceae, Suessiales, Symbiodiniaceae.